AUGAAGCUCCUUGAGGCCAUCGCCUGCGCUUCGGCGCUCAUGCCCCUUGCAGCCGCGGACUGGCAGUUCAAAUCCCGGACAGACCUGGCCCCACCCCGUCUGAACAUCACUAUCCCGGCCACCAAGGACGUCGAGCAGGGCUACCUUUUCGUGGCCCCGUUCCCAGGCCAGUGGGCAGAGCCGCAAUUCCACGGCCCUCGCCAGGAAGCCCCGUAUAUUGUGCGGGAUGACGGCGAGCUGGUCUGGUCCGGCUAUACCUACUUCUCCAUCUGGGCGGCCAACUUCCAGAAGGCCCGAUGGAACGGACAAGAUGUCUUGUUCAGUUUCGAAGGGGAUCACAACCCAGCCUACGGCCAUGGUCAUGGUCAUGCAACCAUCCUGAAUCAGCACUAUGAGACUAUCCGAGAGCUUCGUGCUGGCAAUCACAAGCUCAUGGACAAGCACGAGUUCCAUGUGGUGGAUGAGAAGACUGCCCUCCUUCAAGUCUACCAGCCCGUUCCGAAGGACCUCUCCCGAUUUGGUGGCAGUGCUGAGCAACAAUGGAUUGUAGAUGCCAUCUUCCAGGAGCUGGACAUCCAGACUGGAGAGCUCCUGUUUGAGUGGUCUAGCCUGGACCAUGUUUCUCCCGACGGUAAGUUUAUCUUCAUCCUGAUAUAUCUGUUCAAUUUGUUGAUUGGAUUUCUUGUAGAGGCAGUUCUCCCUCUCAACCCUGGUCAAGCGGGUGCGGGCUGGAACUCGUCGGACGCAUGGGACUAUUUCCAUAUCAACUCCGUGGACAAGGAUACUGCGGGUGACUACCUGAUUUCUGCGCGUGAUGCGUGUGCAGUGCACAAAAUCAACGGUACAACCGGUGAGAUCAUCUGGCGUCUCGGCGGAGUUCGCUCAGACUUCGAGCUCGGCCCCAAUGUGAAGUUCUGUUUCCAGCACCACGCCCGUUUCGUCGAGCAGAGCGGUGACGAGGAGAUUAUCUCUCUUUUCGAUAACUCUGCACACGGAACCGAGAAUCACCGUGGAAAAGAGGUGCACACCAAUCCCUUUUCUCAAGGAAAGGUCAUCUCCGUCAACACUGCCACUUGGACUGCGGAAAUUGUCCAAGCCUUCCAGCCCCCAGAUGGCCUUCUGGCGAAAUCUCAAGGAAGCACCCAGCUUCUGCCAAAUGGCAAUGCGCUCGUCAAUUGGGGCUCCGAAGGCGCCGUGACUGAGUUCCGUGCAGAUGGCACCCCAAUCUUCCACGCUUACAUGGACUCGGGCCUCCUGGGCGAGGGUGUCCAGAACUACCGCGCGUUCCGAUACAACUGGACUGGUCUGCCAACCGAGGAACCCGCAAUCGUGGCAGAGAAAACCUCCACCGGUACGACUGUGUAUGUUUCAUGGAACGGCGACACGGAAACAGCCAUCUGGAGAUUCUAUGCAAUCACAGACCGCUUCGGGUCUCGGGCUUAUUUGGGCGAGACAGCGCGUGAUGGCUUUGAGACUUCGUUCUCGUUGUCUGGUCAUUUCUAUCACAGCCUGGCGGCGGAGGCUGUUUCGGCUGCUGGGCGUGUUUUGGCAACCACCCGGGCUACUCGUGUUGAAGGAGUAGUCCUUCCCCCAUAUGAACCAGAGAAUGGAAAGCUUGAUCGUGGCACCUGGGUUCAAGCUGUUCUGCGGGGUUGA
Messenger RNA from Penicillium salamii, 1656 nucleotides. The record is from the annotation of a GenBank genome assembly. NCBI's taxonomy places the organism in Eukaryota, Fungi, Ascomycota, Eurotiomycetes, Eurotiales, Aspergillaceae.